AUGAGCUGCCCAAUGAAGUUGGUGGUGGAUGAUCAUAGCUUCAAUGCUGAAGGUUUUGACUUGGGACAGAAUGCUGAUGUUGGUGCAUCGGUCAUCCCACUUGAUUCAGAAAAUCUUGCUGAGGCACCAUUGAUGUUAUCAUUCAAGAACCUUGAGGUGUCUACUGUAUAUGACCCAGAUUUCAGCACCGUACAAGAAAGCAGGGAUAAUUGCCUGGUACACAAGAAGCUUGUGUUCAGUCGAAUGCGACCCCAAGCUACAUUGGAUGUGGAUAUUGCUCAAGGGAUUAUUGACACUAAUGCUUUUCUUGUGACCAUUGCCAAUAAAUCCGGAGUGGAACUAUUUGCAUUCCUGCAAAAGGACUUUGGCAACAGCUGUGAGGGUACAGACAAGAAACACGAUGUGGUGUAUGCCAGUUUGUGUUUCUGCAGCCUACCUGAAUUCUUCUCAAAUUGCAUGAUCGAAGUGCGCUGCAACCCUGAGCCCUACUGCGCAGGGCGAGCUCGCGGACGGAUUUCGAGCCAUUUGACGUCUGAAAGCAGCCCGAGGGAGGUGACUGAAGGUGUCAAGCGGGGGGCACCGUGUAGGGCUGUGCGACAGGGCGUCAGCCCCCCACAGCGGAGCGACGCCCCCAGCCUAAAGUUGUGGAGAGCGGCCUUAAAGCAAGACCAGCCCGGAGCUCUAGAGCUCGCCAGUGUAACUAACCCCCCCUCUCCUCCAUUGACAACCACACUCGCGUCAGUCAGGGGGGGCAGAUUUUCUUUUGAGCCCACGUGGCUACUCGGGAAGAAGAAUCACCCUGGAAAACAAGAACGUGGGAACGGCCCCUGCUUGUGUUCUCCGGCCGCCACUCGGUCCCACUGCCCCUGGGGAACAGCGCGGAGCGGGCCCGUUCCCGGCUCGCCUCCAGCACUUUUUGAGCUCUCAGCUGCACGCCUGUCCCCGGGACGCUGCAGUCGCAUCCAUUUCAGCGCCGCCCGGCACGAGCCGGGCUACGAAGCGACUUUAAGUGACACGACACUGCUCGUGGUGCAGGGAUCAAACGGGACUCGCCUAGCGCCCUGGGAUUUGUGCAAAGUAUGUUCCUGUUACGCUGGGACAUCGAUUACCAAGAAAGGUCACCCCUUCUUCCAGAUCAGCUUUGAGUGAAAUAUGCGAUUCAACGCUGACUUUUGUGAGUCUGCCCGUCUUCCCCUCCUUGCGAAGAAAUAUGAACGAAGAAGGGUGCUGUCGUUAGGUUUAAAGCGACGUGCAGUUAAUGCAAAGAGCUUGCCCUUGUGUGUUUUUCCUCCAGGUGGGGGUGGGGGGAGGGUGUUCAAUUUGUUGUUGUACUUCGAGGAAAUCUUCAGCAGUUCCCCCCUGCCCCAACCACUUUCUCUCGCGUUUGUUCCUCAGUACUUGCCUCUUAAGUCACCUUCCAGGGUGACUCCUCAGAGGCUGCCCACUAGCAUAGACGCAACACAUCUGGAUCUAGGCAUUCGGGGGGUCACUCCUAUUUCACUUGAACUUCCUUCCGGGGUUUUGGUGGUAAUACAAGUCAGAUAUUCCAGGAAGACAUCUUAUGUCUUUCUAUAGCUGAAACUGUGUGUGUGAGGGGGAAGUCACACACAUGUAUAUUGGACUGAAAAUUCAAAUAAUGUUAAUACAAGAGCAGCAUAUUUCAACCGAGUGCCGUUAGACAGGCUAAAAUAUGUAGCCUGCUAGAUUGUGGAAAAUUCUUCCAGUGGACGUGGCUGGAAGUCCAGGGUUUAAAAUCGGAGUGGAUAAACCAUUCAACUCCACAAGGAACAAUCCUGCACUGACAAAGGGACAGACUCUCACAUAGCAGAAGUUGAGGUUCUGUCAAUACAGUGCAACGCACUUUCUUUUCGAUGCCCUGGGGUUUAACAGAGACCCUAUCCCGAGGGAGGGGAGACAUGCCACCGUUCUUUUAAAAUAACAACAACUGGCUGUAACAGCCACCCAAGAAGCGACUUCGAAGUUUACAAUAUAGCGAUGGCUGGUCAGUUUUAUUGGUAGUGACCCGUGUUCAUAGUGUACAGAUUUAUCCGCACAUGUGCUUGGGGUCUGGCUCAGGUACUGAGCGACCUCAGCUCACAUGUCAGUAGAGGCUCAGGGUUUCCGGCACCUCGCAGGAUCAGGGGAACUGGGCUUAAGGUACCGCAUUUGGGAAAGGCUUAGAAAUUAUAUGAACCUAGUAGACUUUCUUCGGACUCUCAGGAGGGAAGAGGGGACCUGGGACAGCCCUCGCGCCUGCUCUUGUUUUAGGUUGUGGAAACCUCGGCUGAACCAUAUUGCAGUCCCUAGCGUGUGAAUGAUUGACACUGCCACAAUGCUGAGGUCCGGGGAAGAGAUGGGGGCGCAGCAGCUGCCCUGGGGGGCGGGAAGUUUGGAGACUAGAGCCCCCAGGACUCCGAGCAUGACAUACCAGGGGAUCCAAAAGGCAGCGUGACCAAGGCAAGACUUCCCCUCCCGGCACACUGGUGUUUUCUCUGUUUAACACAGAACAAAGGAGAGGGGGCACAGCCGCUGCUGGAGAAAUCAAAGCAGGCGAGAGGUGACAAUCCCACACUGUGUGAGCGUGUAUCUGCCUCACACUGAGCGUGCACAUUGUGUGCGUCUGUAGCUGUCUCGUGUAGUGCGCGUCCAUACCGGGCCCAGCCCCCAGGGCUAUGGAUGAUCUGAAUGGGCAUCACUAGACUCCUGCCUAGCUUGCCAAGCGGAUGUGUAACCGCUGGAAUUCUCCCCCUCUCUUUUUGCUUGCUAGUGUGUGUGUUUGGGUUUUGUUUGACCUUCUUGAGCGAAAGAAAGCGGCCCCUGUGAGCUGCUGCUGUCAGUCCUCCUCCAU
Molecule: messenger RNA, 2848 nt
Organism: Mauremys reevesii (Reeves's turtle)
Lineage: Eukaryota; Metazoa; Chordata; Testudines; Geoemydidae
Exons: 6
Coding region: 1-1149 (382 amino acids)
Source: RefSeq, a predicted model, not a curated record